Molecule: messenger RNA, 1472 nt
Organism: Cladophialophora immunda
Lineage: Eukaryota; Fungi; Ascomycota; Eurotiomycetes; Chaetothyriales; Herpotrichiellaceae
Exons: 1
Coding region: 790-1314 (174 amino acids)
Source: RefSeq, a predicted model, not a curated record
GAGAGAUUCGCCCUCCCAAGGUUGCCUCGGAAAUCGUCUUCCAGAAGAGCCGUCGGACCUGUCUUCGACCUGAAACGCGUGUCCAAAAUCUGACGAGUACCUACUUUAGAUGGGCAGUGUUCGAACCUCAGCAUAAGCACCACGGGGAAUCCGCCGAGUGCCCGCCAGCAAUCCAAGGCUCGCUGAUCGCCGUCGCGUACCAGACUCAAGGGCUCUAGCACUCCGAGUAUGGAGAAUGCGCACGACAUACCCUUCCCCGACGGCCUUCGUGCAGCUCGCGUCAUGAUACCGCACCAACAGUUUGUUUUCGAGUACGGUCGAUGUCAAGAAGGACCGAGCCACAAAGGACAUGAAACGGAGCGCUGAAACGCGCCCUCUAAGCCACACGCUAAACGGAGCCUGUUGACUCCAGGAUGAUCCAUAGUUCCAGUGCGGCUCGGAAAUACACAUCGAACAACCCCGCCAGAGCAGUUGAAGAUGCGCAUCGGCAUUUAUGACCACCGCCACGCCUGUGAACCCGUUUGGACCAUACUCGACUGCAAGGCCAGAAGUCAGAAUGGGUUCAAUCUUACGAAUUUCCAUAAAAAAUUUGGGAUGCUGCUGCCCGGUUGCGGGGAUCUUUUGGGAACCUAAACCACCCAAGGAACCAGGUGUGAAACACAUGCAUGCUGCAGGACUCCUUGUUCCCACUCCGCCGCUGUCACACGGAUAUGCCAAUAAUGCGUCUGAAAUUAUGUCAAAGAUAUCAUUGGCGUGAGAGUUCAAGGCCACCUUGUCGCGUCCGCGCAGAUGCAUACAGCAUGCAGGUCCAGCCUCAGGGACGAAAUUGGUGCCAUAGCAACAAGUGGGCGCCUUGGUUCACGCUGCAUGACCCGGAGAUUGUUACUGGGUACUGAUGUGGGAAGAAAUCAAAAAUCACAUAAUGUUUUAACGAGCGGUGCUCUGAAUACGAAGGGAGCAUGUGCACACGGGAAGCAAACGUGGCUUCAACGACCGUAUGACAGGUCAGGCGUGGGGGAUUUCCAAUGCAUCCAUCUCUCACAGGCACAUCACUCACACUUCACGGCGAUAGCUGACAGCUCGCCAGAUCUUUGGGUCGAUGUUAUCUUUGUUGCCAUCCGACUGGCCAGUAAGGCUCGGCUCGAUAACGCCUCCAGAUCGAUGGAUGUCAGGUACACGAACCGACAUAUUAAACGUCGGGAUGGAAAGGCAUGGAGACGUCAAACAAAUGCCCUUGGCUUGUUCACUCAACAUUGUUGGACAACUGCCUUUGGAUAUGGAUUCAUUAUUGGGACGAUUUCCAAGCCAGAGUAAUGCUGACUACGACGGUGCUACACAAUGUUAUUCUUUCGGAAACCCUGUCCACUGCCUACCUAGAAGACUCGUUUCGCGACAGGACAGGAGCCCAUGUGUUUGGGCCGUCACCUCCCGUCUCCUCAAUCAAGGCACCAUCACAAUUGGUUGUGUUCAAG